CCAGGUUCCCAGGCUACUACAAGUAAGACAUUCCCUCCCUGACAUUUCACGACCAGUGGACAUACAUUGUCCACACUUCCCUGAAAGUAGGAAGGAUAAAAGGCUCUGUUUCCUCCAGCCCUCAUUUAAGCACAAAACAAGACAGAAGUCUGCGUGUACCUCUCCAAAUUGUAGCUUAACCGCUCACUUUCCUCAGAGAUGUCCAUCCUCCUGUUUCUUGUGGCAUUCCUGUUUGGCUGUCCCGUGGGAAAGGCCUCUACCCUGCGUCCCUCCAGGGUGCUCCCCUCAGCAGGGCCUGUGGCCUCUGUCUCCGACGUGCCCGUGGUACCGAUGACCAGUUGUCAAGGGGAACCACUGCAGACCAUCAGAACGAAGCUACUUGAAGCUUUCAGCCUGAAACAGGCUCCUGAUGUGAAUCCGGAAGGCAUGAGUGAGCUGAGAGACCACUGGAAAGCUGCCCUAAGUGUUUUUUCCAAGAAUUCAGAGACAUCCGAGACAGCCACUGUGGGUAACACCGUCACCCUCCAGGAGUCUUACCUGAACAACUCCAAAAGCACCACAACGAGGGUGAGCUGCUGCAAGAUGACAUCACAGGUCUUUAUCAAAGACCUGGGCUGGGAGACAUGGAUCCUGCACCCCGAGAGCUUCGCCUACGCCCAGUGUGUGGCCUGCGCGCCCCACAGAGACAGGGCCCGGCUCCGCUGCGGACCAGCCGGCCUCGCCUCCAGGCAUCAUGCCCCACAGGUCUCCUGCUGUGGGCCUGUGGCGUUCCGCAUGGUUCCCUUCAUCUACCUUGACCACCACAGCACUCUGACCAUCUCCAACAUCCCACUGGUGCAAGACUGCAGCUGCACUACAGACCCUGGCACUGGUAUGGAAAACUAACCACUGGUCUGUCUACAAAUUAACUUUCCAAAGUGCUUGGGAGCCCACUCCGUCUUUGAUGUGCCUUUUUUGGUCUUGGACAGAAAAAAUAACAAAGUGCUUUAGACAUAAGCUUAAUGCCUUUCAGACGCUGUCAUCGUAAGCAUUCGGCUGCUCUUUUCAUGGCAGUUCUCUGUUGGCUCACACUUUGUUUUCUAGGCCAGUCAAAAUGCCCGUUUUAACGUUAUUCCCUAUUAUGGAGAAGAUUCUGAGCGCACAACUGAAUGGAAUGGACAGGGCUUGUCAAAGUAAAAAAACCUUCUGAAUCUACAAGAUUUCAGCAAUGUGAUCUGGCAAACGAUUAAACACACAAGAACAAAGAAUGCCUUUUGAAUAUUCUUCAGAUAUAUCACCAUGCUUUGCAGGCUUAGCAAUGCUUUGGAUAGACUUUUUGGGCCAGUUUUAUAUAUUUCAUGAAAAAAAAAAACAUAAAUCAAAGGAUCCGCUAAUAUCAUUGUCAUUUUGCUGUAAUUUAAUAUCUAAGACACCUUUCAUGUUUCUGUGGGGUUCUUUUUUAUCAUUUUAGUUUAGCUCAUAACCAUAUAAAUAAAUUAUUUUACUGUUGAUAUGUGUUUGGACAGAAAUAGUAAAACAAAUGUGUAUUGUGAGCUAGCAUUUCAGCCUGAUGUGUUAUAGUACAAAACUACAUUUUAGUUCACCCUUUGCAGAGCUAAAGUAUGUUACCUGGUUUUAUUCCUAUGUAAUAUGUAUGUCUGUAUAUGACAUAUCUUGAGAGGGAAUUAAAAAGAUUUAGGAGUUUUGUCAUUUCCCAGACAAACUAAAUGAGAACGGUUUAGUCAAUAAUUACUGGCUGCACUAUUUCAAUGGUGUUUAAUGUAUAUGCAAUAAAUAUAGCAAAGGGGACUGAAAAAAUAGCAUUUGAACCUUGAAAGCUCAAAAUGAUACAUACAUAUACUGUACAUAUACAUGGAUAUACAUACCCCCUACUUUCAAAGUGAAAAUAUAUUUAAACAAUGGCUUUAAUAUUCUGUAAUACCAGUUCUGCUGUUCCCUUCCAUAAUAACAUUGUUUUUAAUGGUGAGCAACUUUUGUUAAAACUCUAGGAUGCACUGUAUUAUCUGGAAGCAUGUGGGGUAGUGGCUAGGGUUCAGGAUCUAUCUAAGACAGGUUCACAUCCUGACACGGGUUCCACAAGGUGUGCCACUCUGAUUAAUUCAGUGAAAUACCAGAUCUUGUGCGUGCAUACCAAUUUCAAGUCACUUUGAAUAAAAGCAUCAGCCAGAAUUACUAUAAUAAUGACCUUUGUCAUCCUCAUACAGUGAUACAGUAUAUCAUGCAGUUUUGG
Molecule: messenger RNA, 2230 nt
Organism: Lepisosteus oculatus (spotted gar)
Lineage: Eukaryota; Metazoa; Chordata; Actinopteri; Semionotiformes; Lepisosteidae
Gene: gsdf
Product: gonadal somatic cell derived factor
Biological process (GO): BMP signaling pathway
Cellular component (GO): extracellular region
Molecular function (GO): cytokine activity; growth factor activity
Source: RefSeq, a predicted model, not a curated record